AUGUCCGCUGUCCGGCUCUGGAGGCUGCCCGCCCUCCUCCUACUGCUGCCGCUCCUCAGUUGCCGCGCCGACGACUCACUGCGUCCGCCGGGCCCGGGCAGGCUGAGCUCGCCGGCGGCGGCCGACGCCGUUCCCCUGACGGCCGGUACCCCCGCGCUGCGGGGCGCCGAGCCUAACACCUCCCGCAUGGCCGCGCUGCCUAAGGGAGUGGGGGGGUCGGCUGGCGGACGCCCGCGUUCGGCCUCACCCCCCAUGUGUACGGGGCAAACAGAGAUCAAGGAGACUUUCAAGUACAUCAACACGGUGGUGUCCUGCCUCGUCUUCGUCCUGGGCAUCAUCGGCAACUCCACACUGCUGCGGAUCAUCUACAAGAACAAGUGCAUGAGGAAUGGUCCAAACAUCCUCAUCGCCAGCCUGGCCCUGGGCGAUCUGCUUCACAUCAUCAUCGACAUCCCCAUCAACGUUUACAAGCUGCUUGCAGAGGACUGGCCCUUUGGUGUCGAAAUGUGCAAAUUAGUACCCUUCAUUCAAAAGGCAUCAGUGGGCAUCACAGUGUUGAGUUUGUGUGCCCUCAGUAUAGAUAGGUACCGAGCAGUUGCUUCUUGGAGUCGCAUUAAAGGGAUUGGAGUGCCAAAAUGGACUGCUGUUGAAAUUGUACUAAUCUGGGUUAUAUCAGUGAUACUGGCUGUUCCAGAAGCUAUUGCAUUUGACAUGAUUACAAUGGAGUACAGAGGAAAGGAUCUUAGAAUCUGCCUCCUUCACCCCACGCAGAAAACAUCCUUUAUGAUGUUUUACAAGCAAGCUAAGGACUGGUGGCUAUUUAGCUUUUACUUCUGUUUGCCACUGGCUAUCACAGCGUUUUUCUAUACUCUUAUGACCUGUGAGAUGUUGCGAAAGAAAAGUGGGAUGCAGAUUGCUUUAAAUGACCACUUAAAACAGAGACGUGAAGUGGCCAAAACCGUGUUCUGUCUGGUACUUGUUUUUGCCUUGUGUUGGCUCCCACUUCACUUAAGCAGAAUACUGAAACUCACUAUUUAUGAUCAGAAGGACCCCAACAGAUGUGAACUUCUAAGCUUUUUUCUUGUGAUGGACUACAUUGGUAUUAAUAUGGCUUCACUGAAUUCCUGCAUCAAUCCAAUUGCUCUGUAUUUGGUGAGCAAAAGAUUCCAAAACUGCUUUAAGUCAUGCUUGUGUUGCUGGUGCCAAUCCAAAGAUCUGUUGUCCCUGGAGGAAAGGCAGUCCUGUUUAAAGUUCAAAGCUAAUGAUCACGGAUAUGAUAAUUUCCGCUCCAGUAACAAGUACAGCUCUUCAUAAAACACGCACAAAAAGGUAUAUUCCCUUACAUUAAUGCUGGUGCCUUUCUAAGUAAAAGUGGCAAUUACUUUUGAUGAGAUGGUAACAUUUAGAAAAAUCUAGUUCCGUGUUUGCACAAAAAAAGAACAUAUAAAAAAAUAAUAAUUGUCCUGGAACUGUGUCACAUUGAAAAUCAUGGACAUUUAUAAAGUCAUCGUUUAUGGAACAUGAAGAAAAGCUUAGGAAGAACAAAUCAAUUGUUAGCACUUGAAUACUUCUGAAUCAGCACUUCCAAAUGAUCCCCAUUUCCUGUACCUUAAACAAUCAUUUGUAUUCACUGUAACAGUUGUAGGAACUGAAGUCACAGUAAUUACUAAGCAGUAUAAUUAACGUUAAUUGGA
This is a messenger RNA of Indicator indicator, 1694 nucleotides long. RefSeq names its product endothelin receptor type B (gene EDNRB). Bases 1 to 1314 code for a protein of 437 amino acids. Gene Ontology annotation, molecular function: endothelin receptor activity. Gene Ontology annotation, cellular component: membrane. Gene Ontology annotation, biological process: enteric nervous system development; regulation of blood pressure; vasoconstriction. NCBI's taxonomy places the organism in Eukaryota, Metazoa, Chordata, Aves, Piciformes, Indicatoridae. The transcript is spliced from 7 exons. The record is from RefSeq and is a predicted model, not a curated record.